AUGAGUACAAAAAUUACAACUAUUAUAGCAUCAGUUAUUGAAACUACAACUGCUACAUGGUUUGAUCUACAUGACUUUAGAACACACGUUCUAUGGGCAUUAAUUGUUGGUGUUGUACUGGCUUUUAUCCUUGGCUUUGCAAUGGGUGCCAAUGAUGUUUCAAAUGCAUUUGGAACAUCUGCUGGAAGUGGUGUUUUAUCGUUACGUCAAGUCUACAUAUUGGCAACAAUUUUUGAAACUUUAGGAGCUAUUCUAGUUGGAUACAACGUAACGGAUACAAUGCGAAAAAAUGUGGUGGACGUUGCACUGUAUAACAAUACACCAAAAGUGCUGUUUGUUGGACAAACUGCAAUACUUGGAGUUGCUUCCUGGUUCAUAUCACCUGUACUUUCUGGUAUCAUGUCAGGCAUCAUCUUUAUCAUUGUUGAUUUCGCUGUUUUAAGAAGAAAUAACCCCUUCAAGUGCGGUCUUCGCGCAUUUCCAUGUUUUUACUGGUGUUGUAUAGCAUUCAACUGUUUUGCCGUCACUUAUCAAGGAUCCAAAUUGUUGCAUCUUCGAUCGUUGCCACUAUGGGGUUCAUUUGUUCUUAGCAUUGGACUUGCCACUGUUAUUGCUCUUGGACUUCAUUUCAUUGCUGUACCACGUAUAAAAACAAAUAUUGAAAAAAAAGUACAAAAGGAACCAGUACCAGUCUACGACGAAAUUUGCGUUCGUAAAAUGUCCUUUGGUGAGAACAGACCGACUCUAACAGAUAUCGUCGAUGAACCCGACAACAAGGAAUCAGGCAAGCCUAAUAGACAAAAGGUAUGGAUGAUAAGUGAACAACAGUUGAGCUAUCCCGUAACACCCAGUUUAUCAACUAUGUCCGUUCUUUCUGAAUCCAAAAUUACACUGGCGUCAGAAAACCGCUUCAAACGAUUCUUUAAAUGGUUCUUGCCUAACCGCACCCGUCAAGAUGACUUAAAGACGAUGAAGGUAUUUACCUCCCUCCAAACUUUCACCGCUUGCUUCGCCGGCUUCGCGCACGGAGCUAACGAUGUUAGUAACUCAAUCGCUCCAUUGACAGCUUUGUUGUCUAUUUAUGGUGAUGGAGAUGUCAUGCAAACUGGUGAGACACCAAUAUAUGUAUUGAUUUUUGGUGUUGUAUCAAUCUGCAUUGGUUUGGUUGUUCUGGGAAAACGAGUCAUCAAGACUGUGGGUACAAAAAUGUCAACUGUAAAUCCAGCAAGUGGUUUUACCAUCGAAUUUGGCGCUGCAGUAACAGCGUUGCUUGCCAGUAAAGCCGGUUUACCGAUCAGUACAACGCAUUCACUGGUUGGAAGUGUUGUUGUGGUUGGUUGCAUAAAAUCGGGUAAUGGUAUUGACUGGACAAUAUUCCGAAAUAUUGUCAUCUCUUGGCUGAUUACCUUACCUGUAUCUGGUUUAGCUACAGCUGGUUUAACAUGUCUCUUCAAAUUGGCAGUUUAA
Molecule: messenger RNA, 1467 nt
Organism: Enterobius vermicularis (human pinworm)
Lineage: Eukaryota; Metazoa; Nematoda; Chromadorea; Rhabditida; Oxyuridae
Source: the annotation of a GenBank genome assembly